AUGCGUGUGCCGCCAAAUUUUGCUUCACCACAGCAAGACUUGGAGAAGAAGCAAAAUGCAGCAUCCUCCUCCUAUCAUGAAUCGGAAAAGGAAAACCAUCCUCCUACCAUCCAUGAUGAUUCCUUUCUUUCCAUGAAUCCAAGUCAAGACAACUCUCGAUCUAUUUCAUCUCCAAUUUCAUCAUCAUUGACGCAAUCGGAUCGAAGGAAUUCUUCGACCACAACGUGUUCGUCGAAUAAUCGAAAUGAUGAGAAUCAUCAGAAUUCGAACGAAUGGAACACAUGUUUUUCGAGCUUCGAUGAAAAUUCUUGUUGUUCGAAUGAUGCUGAUGAUGAUGGAACCACAACGUGUUGGAAUGACGCUUCGAAAGGUUUUCGAAAGAAUAAUGAUGGUUCGAAAAAUAAUCACACAAGUCCAUCAUCCUCUUCUGGCGCAUCAUCAUUGGUAUUGAAUCAUCAUCAACGAGUGAUUGUAGUAGUAGAUGAAACAAUGUCUCAAGGGACGGAAGAGUUGAAAAAGAGACCUCGUGGAAUUUCUUCCAAUUUUGGUGAAGAAGAUUCUGAAGCGAUGAGUAUGAAUGGUGUUGGACAUGAUGAUACUACAAUCGAUCAAGAUGAUUCGAUUUGCUUGAGAAAAAGAAUCAAUCCUUUGAAAAGUAAAAGAGUCAAGAAGAAUGACCAUCCAUUGACAUCUGACAGCUCAGCAUUCCAAGAUUCAUGGACCUUAUAUUCACUUUCAGACACUCCUCAAGAAAUGAUUGAAAUUAUUAUCAGUUUUCUAGAUGAUUCUUCUCGUGCAUUGGCAGCCUUGACCUGUUCCAAAUUUCACCAAGCAUGUGAAAAUAUUGUCGCUCGUGAAUUUACUUAUUAUUUUCAUCAAGAAAACAAUUCUCUCAUUCUUCCUUUGGCACAAGGUCCUGUAAGCACCAAUGACAUUGAAAAUGUCCAAAACAAGUUCAACAUGACUCUUCCAUUCCUUUUGAAAAUUUUUCUCACAUUAACCGAUGGAAGAGAGCCAUGGCACAACACAUUUAUUCAUUUUUCAAAUAUGAUACGACCUAUUCGAGAGUGGAAAUUAUUGAAACGAGAUGUUUUACUAUUAGGAACCACACUCGAUUCCAAUAUUCAAUUACUUGUCAAUUCCAACCAUGUCUUCUUUUUAAGGAAUGUCACACAAAAUUCAUUGGAGCGUUUACACUUUAAGGAUUGGAUUCAACGAAAGAAUUUUUCUUUUGAAUAUGUUCAUUACAAUAUUGAGAAAGUGAAUGAGCGCCGAGUACUUCCUUAUUCAUUGACUCAUUUCAAUUCAAUACCACCAUGUUGUAUGGCAAAGAAGAAUAUUGUGCGAAACAUGUUGAGUCAAAAAGGUUUAUUAUUGAACUUUGUUUCGAGAGAGUUCAUGCAAGAUGAAGAAUUGGUGUUAUGUGCUGUGAAGCAAGAUCCAAUGGCGUUUAAAAUGUGUUCACACCAAAUGAAAAGUAAUGUACGAGUGGUGUUGGAAACUGUGAAAAAACGUUCGGACUUGUUACAACUCGCUGGAGAGUGUUGUAGAAACAAUCCUGAAGUGGUAUUGACAGCAACGGCUCAUUGUCAAGAUAGUUUGGAAAAUACUAUUCGAUUUGCAGGGAAGGAAUUGAAAGCAAAUAAGGAAUUCAUGUUGAAAGCAGUUCAAGCUUGUAACAUGGCGUUCAAAUAUGCUUCGGAAGAGUUGAGAAAUGAUCCAGAAUUGGCUUUACUAGCUGUGAAAAAGAGAGGAUGGAUUUUGCAAUAUGCAUCCAAAUCGAUUCGACAAAAUCGAAAUUUUGCAUUGCAAGCCAUUCAAUGGGACGCAAAGGCACUCAAAUAUGUCUCUGAAGUAUUGAGACAAAAUCGAUCGUUUAUUAUGGAGGCCAUUCAACGAAAUCCUAAAGCACUUGAAAAUGCUCCUGAUACGUUUAGAAAUGAUCGUGAAAUUGUUCGAGAGGCUGUUCAACAGGAUGGUCUCACCUUGGCUUUUGCCUCAAAUGUGUUGAGAAAUGAUCUUUCGAUUGUUGUUUUGGCCAUGACUCAAAAUCCCAAGGCCAUUCAAUUUGCUUCCAAUGAUAUUCAAUUUCAACUUGGUCAGCAUGGAAUUUAG
Naegleria lovaniensis is the source of this 2115-nucleotide messenger RNA. RefSeq lists its product as uncharacterized. Gene Ontology annotation, molecular function: protein binding. The transcript has a single exon. Bases 1 to 2115 code for a protein of 704 amino acids. NCBI's taxonomy places the organism in Eukaryota, Heterolobosea, Eutetramitea, Acrasida, Naegleriidae. The record is from RefSeq and is a predicted model, not a curated record.